Molecule: messenger RNA, 909 nt
Organism: Eruca vesicaria subsp. sativa (arugula)
Lineage: Eukaryota; Viridiplantae; Streptophyta; Magnoliopsida; Brassicales; Brassicaceae
Source: the annotation of a GenBank genome assembly
ACUUAGUUAAUGGAUUUGCAUGAACCUGAAACAAGAACACAAGUCAUGUCCAAAGAUUGCGAUGAUGAUUACAUAGACAUGGAGAUCAACCUCUCUUCUUCUUCUUCUUCUACUACAUCUCAGUCCUCAUCAAGCUUCAUCAGCUUCGACGUCACCUCCUCUCCGCCUCAUAGCAGAGAGUUCGAGUUCCAAAUGUGCUCCUCCGCCUUAGCUUCCGGCGAAUCCACAACCUCUCCGGCCGAUGAUCUCUUCUACAAAGGUCAACUCCUCCCUCUCCACCUCCCUCCUCGUCUUCAAAUGGUCCAACAACUUCUUGCCUCCUCCUCCUCCACCGCCACAAAAGAUACUUUGACUUCCCCAUGCGCCGCCACAUCCUCCCCGAGGAGAGACAGUAGCAGUGAGAUCGAUGUAAGAGGAACCCUCACAAGCUUGCAUAAGAUCAAACAGUCAUCGAUAACUCAAAAGUUCAAGGCCUCACGUGCUUACAUAAGAUCCCUCUUCUCCAAACCAGCAUGCUCAGAUUCAUCAGAGAUCCAUCAAAAACUCAACAUCAAGAACUCUAAAUCCUCUAAAAGCAAGAACCCAUUAGAGAAACAAGAAUCAUCUCCAUUGAGUCACAGGAGAUCGUUCUCUGGUGUAAUACAGAGACCUUCUCCAGCAAAGUGUACUUCCUCGUCUUCUUCCUCGAGGUCUUCCAUUUCGUCUUCGUUUAGUUUUGGAUCAAACGGGUCUUUAGAUCUGCAGACGCUGAUGAGAAGCAGCAAUGCGAGCUUGGAGGUUGAUAACUCCAUCGAAGGAGCUAUUGAGCAUUGUAAGCAAUCUUUUACCCCAAGGAAGAGCAAUGUUGCUGAAUCUGAACUCUCUUCUUCAAGAACAUCUGUUUCUACUUGCGUCGACGUUGAGAAAUGA